CCCGGGACUCGGGGACGAGGGCGGGCGGCUCGGCCCCAGCUGCCCGCGGCGCCGCGUUCCUGCUCGCUCCUGGCCGGCCCCUGCAGGUGCCAUGAGUGAAGAGGACUUCCACAGGAGCGUGGCGGAUGCCCAGGAGUGGAUGAAGGCUGUGCAUGAGCGGCUGCACGCUAAUGACAACACCCAGGGGCCCCGGGCGGCCCUGGAGGCCCGGCUGCAGGAGACGGAGAAAAUCUGCCAGCUGGAGCCCGAGGGGCGUGUGAAGGUGGACCUGGUGCUGGGGGCGGCGGAGGCCUUGCUGGCGAGCUGCCAUGAGGCCCAGAAGCCUGACAUCCUAGCCCGGCUGAAGGACAUCAAGGCCCAGUGGGAGGAGACGGUCACCUACAUGACUCACUGCCACAGCCGCAUCGAGUGGGUGUGGCUGCACUGGAGCGAGUACCUGCUGGCCCGAGACGAGUUCUACCGCUGGUUCCACAAGCUGACCGUUACGCUCGAGCCCCCUGUGGAGCUGCAGCUGGGCCUGCAGGAGAAGCGGUGGCAGCUGAGCCAUGCCCAGGUGCUGCUGCAGAACGUGGACCACCAGGCCGUGCUCCUGGAGCGGCUGCUGGAAGAAGCAGCCUCGCUGUUCCACAGGAUCGGAGACCCCAGCGUGGACGAAGACGCCCAGAAGAGGAUGCAGGCCGAGUACGAUGCAGUGAGGACCAAGGCCCAGGACCGGGUGCACCUGCUGGCUCAGGUGGUUCAGGAGCAUGAGCAGUACCAGGCAAAUGUGGAUGAGUUCCAGCUGUGGCUGCAGGCAGUGGUGGAGAAGGCACACAGCUGCCUGGGGCGGAACCGCAAGCUGAGCCCCACACACCGACUCUCUGCACUACAGGACAUCGCCCAGGAUUUCCCAAGGGGAGAGGAGUCGCUGCAGCGGCUGGAGGAGCAGUCAGUGGGUGUCAUCCAGAACACGUCUCCCCUGGGUGCGGAGAAGGUGGCCGCAGAACUGGAAGACAUGCGCAAGGUUCUGGAGAAACUGCGGAUGCUCUGGGAGGAGGAAGAGGAGCGGCUGCGGGGCCUGCUCAGGGCCGAGGGAGCCUGCGAGCAGCGAGCCCAGCAACUGGAGGCUGAGCUGGGAGAAUUCCGGAAGCGCCUUCACGGGCUGGCCCAGGAGGGGCUGGAACCUGCGAACAUGGCGAAGGCCGGCACGGAGGACGAGCUGGUGGCUCGCUGGAGACGCUGCACGGCUACGCGGGCGGCCCUGGCCUCGGAGGAGCCCCGGGUGGAGCGGCUACAGGCCCAGCUGAAAGAGCUCCUGGUCUUCCCACAUCACCUGCAGCCUCUCUCUGAAAGUGUUGUGGCCGCCAUCCAGGACUAUCAGAGCCUAAAGGCGAAGAGCGCGAGGAUGCGCAAUGCUGCGGGCGCACAGCUGUGGCAGCGCUUCCAGCGGCCCCUGCAGGACCUGCAGCUGUGGAGGGCCCUGGGUCAGCGGCUCCUGGAGGUCACGGCCAACCUGCCAGACCUACCCUCCAUCCACACCUUCCUGCCCCAAAUCGAGGCAGCCCUGGUGGAAAGCUCCCGCCUGAAGGAGCAGCUGACCGUGCUGCAGCUCAAGAAAGACCUACUGGGCAGCAUCUUUGACAGGGACAGAGCAGCGGCCCUCCUGGAGGAGGCGGCGAGUUUGGUGAGGGACAGGGACUUGCUGCAUAACAGCCUCCUGCAGAGGAAGAGCAAGCUGCAGAGCUUGCUGGCCCAGCACCAGGACUUCGGGGCCGCACUCGAACCCCUGCAGAGGAAGCUGCUGGACUUGCAGGUCCAGCUCCUUGCUGAGAAGGGGCUGCAGCGGGACCUUCCUGAGAAGCAGGCACAGCUCUCGAGGUUGCAGGGGCUGCAGGAGGAAGGACUGGAGCUGGGGGCGCAGGUGGAGGCUUUGAAGUCACUGGUACAGGAGAAUUCCAGCCACCAGCAUAGAUGGGGCCAGCUCUCCUCUGACUGCCAGGCCCUGCAGCGGGCCCUGGAGGACCUCGUGGAUGACCGUCGGCAGAGCGUGCGGGAGCACUUCACCUUCAGCCAAGAGCUGCUGGAGCUGCGGCAGGGGAUCGCCGUGCUCACGGAGAAGCUGGAGGCGCACCUGGGAGACAGCGCGUCCCAACAGGCCGAGGUGGAGAGGCUGCUGGAAGACUUCCCAGAGAAGGAGGCCCAGCUGCUGCUCACCGAAGCACAUGGCCGCCUGGUGCUAGAGAAGUCUUCUCAGGAGGGGGCCAGGGGAAUCCAGGAGCAGCUGAGGGAGCUGACGGAGUCCUGGCAGGCCCUGCAGCUGCUGAAGGAGCGACUGCUGAGCUUCAUCAGGGACCAACAGCUGCAGAGGACGGAUGUGGAUUCAGGGAAGGGAAUGUUUUUCACCAACAACAUCCCCAAGCCUGGGGUUCUCAUCGACCCUGCGGAUCCUCUUCCCAGGCAUCGGCGGAGGGCGCACCUGCUCGUGGAGGAAGGGGGCAGCCAGGAGGAGCCAUCACGGCUCCUGAGGGACUUCAAGCAGUGGCUGCAGUUGGAAAACACCAAGCUGGUUCAGAUCAUCGCGGCAAGAGCCAGCACCGCUGAGGACCUGGCGGCACGGGAGGCGAAGCUGCAGGAGCUGGAGGCACGGGUGCCAGAAGGUCAGCAUCUCUUUGAGUCCCUCCUUCAUCUUGGACCCACACGGGAGACCUCGGAGGAAUUGGAGGAUGUGCGCUACCGAUGGAUGCUAUACAAGUCCAAGCUCAGAGAUUCCAGCCACCUGCUGCAGACGCUGACUUCUCCGGGGGAGCUGCCUGGACGCCAGAAGACUCGGCGGCGGCGAGGCCUUGGCCAACUCUUCUGGAAGGCGUGCUGCACAGCGCUCCCACUGCAGCUGCUGCUGCUGCUGCUCCUGUUGCUGCUGUUCCUGCUGCCCGUCGGGGACGAGGCCCGCAGCUGCACGCUGGCCAACAACCUUGCUCGCUCUUUCACACUCAUGCUGCGCCACCAUGGCCCCCCGCCCACCUAGCCGGCUAGCCACACGGACCUCGGAGCAGUCCCAGAGCCACCUAUGGGCACGCCAGCGGGGAACCUGGUCCCAGCCUGGACAGCUGCAGCACCGCCUAAGCACACAUACUGUGUCAGUGUUCCCAGCACCAGCUUACCUUGGAUGCAGCGUGGUCUGCAUCUGUGUGUACUAACGUGCGUGUGACUCAGCGAUCCCGUGCGGCUCCCUGCAGACGCUCCAUCUGAUGUCCUGUGGUCGUCUGUUAGCAGCUGGGGGGAUUCCCAGCAAGGAGCCUUUGUAGCAUCUGUGCCUUCAUUUGCAGGCAGCACCGGAACCUGGAAUGAUGACUGGUCCCCUCUCAUGGCAGACUCUUUUCCAGAAGCGCAUGGACAGGCCUCAGUGCCAGCACAGGAGCACAGCCUGGGCUCUCGUGGCCUGCCCCAUGACUGCUGCUUUAUGCACAGUGAGAAUGCUUGCGCCCCUCUACUUCUGAAUUCCAGGCUGUGGGUUGCAAGGAGAAAUGGCAACGGCCAGAGGCAGGCCUGGCGACAGCUGUGAGACGUGAGGCGUGACGAGGACAGGGGGCAAGGGGACAUGGGCAGGAAGCACUGGACAGGUCAGCUGGUGAUGUCAGGUGCAGGAGCCAGAGUCCCAGCCCCAGGGCUUGGGGGCUUUCAGCAGCAUGGACCAGGGUGGGUAACCUGGGGCGGGUGGCAGCUCUCCAGCGGGUAGUCAGACUGGGCUGCCUGUGUUUUGUUUGGGGAGGGGAUGGCAAGGAGACAGAUUUUAUUAUCAAGAUCUGCCAGCUGCCCGAGGUACACUCUGCAUAGCAUCCCACAGCCCCAGAGGUGGCCGGGCCCCUGCCCUCCUGACCUCAGGCUCCCCAGGAACCCUGAAAGGCCGGGGCCACCUCCACGGGGGUACAGAAACCCACUAAGCAAGCACACUCUUCCCCAGCAAGUUUGGGAAGCAAACUACAGAUUCUGUCCUGCAAGCAGCCACGUGGCUGGCUAAUGAAGGCCUGAGUGGACCCCAGCCUUGGGCCCGCAUCUCCAAGCUUGUUGAGGUCAGAGCCUCUUUCUGCUCUCCCAUGUCACAGAGGCCCAGGAGAGGGCUGGGUGUUUCCCUCUGGCCACCCAGUGAGAGGCUCACCAUGGCAACCCCCUGCCCCCAACACGAGCAACUUCAGGAAGAAAAGCCGUUCCACGUGGAUGCAGCUGUGUCAUGUGGAUGGCUGGAGGGCAGGCAGAAGAUGCAGGGUGUGGACGGUGUGGACGGGAAGGUCUGCACGUGCUGUAGGCUUUGAUCCCAGUGUCAAGUCCACUUGUUUGCCUAUCUAUUUUUUUAUGAGAAAAUCUCUAUUUUCAUAACUUUCCUAUAAAUGCAGCUGUAGCAUGGCCCAGGAGUCCAAUUACUAGUGCUUUCCACAUAUAACCUUUGCUGACGCCAAGUGUGGACAAUGAUGGUUUUGUGGUUUGGCUGUCCAGUCUGUCGUGUCGCUGGGCAGCCUGCCUGUGUGUAUGUGUGGCUCCUGUGUUUCCAGAGUGGGACGGUCUUGUAGCACUAAGGAUGUGUGGGAGGGGGAGUGAGAAAGACCUGUUGAUGCACAGGUGGCUCAGAUGGACGCUGUCCCCUCCCUGCGACCUGACCCACACUCCCCGCCCUUCCUUACUCUGCCCUGAGUGCAGAUAGGUGCACAGGUUGGCAGGGGUUGAUGUGGAAGACAGAGGGCACGUGGGGGUGCAAGGUCUGGAGCCUCCUGGACGUGCCAUACUGAAUGGGUGAGCCAGGAACAGAUGCAUUUGUGUGGCUCUCACUGGGUGGCCCCUGGGUGAGCCUGUUGCAAGCCCACCCUACCCUAUAGGCUUGCCUAGUGCUAGGUGCUCACUGGAGGCAGCUGGCUGCAAGGAAGUGCAAUUUGAAACCAAAUUCAUGCAGCCCUAGGGUCCAGACUUGGAGGCAAGGGCUUGAGAGGGAUCCUACUGCUCAUCAUGCAGUUUUGCUAGAUCUGCCUAGAUUUCCUUCCUGGAAAUGGUGACUCCUGGGCCCAGCAAGCUGAACUAGCAGGCUGAUCCCUGCCCGGCACCGCCGGGGAGAUGAGCAUUUGUGUUAGGAGGGAAACACGUUGAGGGCCCACGCCAUGACUCUGACUCCUAGAUGUGUGUGCAGUGGAGCUGCAACCUUGUGUCCAGCUGAAGCCAGAGCACAGCAGAGGUUGGCAUCUGCUUAAAGCAGAGCUGGGUGGUCCGACAUCCUUCCGGGGACCUUUUCCUUGACCUCGUCUGCUUUGCUUUACAGGCCAUAGGCCCUGGUCCCUGCAGGUGCUCAGCAAGUAGACUUUCCAAAGAGGAGGUGAGAGCUGCUCAUUUUAUGACCAAGCCCACGCCUCUGCUGCUGAGAGCCGGCAAGUCCAGGACAGAGUGCCGGGGACAAGAGCAGGUGCUGACCGUCUGCCUGGCUCUGCCCAAAAAUGCAGGGACACUUGGAGCAUGGCAUCUGCAUUGUGAGGUGGCUCCUGCCGUGGCAGAGGCUCUGCGUGUUCCUGAAGUGUGGCUGGGGAGGAAGACGUGGCCAGCAGGGAUGUGGUGUGUGUGGUAGUGCAGGUACACUCGUGUGUGUGUGUGUGUGGAUGUAAGUGGAAAUGUGUGUAGGAAUGAGAGCCCUGCCCUCCAAUUCAAACCCAUAAUCCCUGUUUAUUAUCAACCUGGACAGGUCUGUGAGUUUCCUGUCUUCUCUCCUAUGGGAGAACUCAGAAGCAGGGGCGCUUGAGCCCCAGCGCCGGCCUGAAGGUAUCUGGCGACCUCUUCCUACCCUUGCUGUGUCCCAUGCUUGCUGUGUCUUCCAUACCUGAGUCCCAGUAUCCCCAGUCUGACACUCCCAUUUGUUCAUGUGGCUGGAAGAGAGCGAACCACGCAGUGCGAGCCAGGAGAUGGGGUGUGUGUGCCUGCGUGUAGAGGCUGUGUGAGUGGUAUUUGGUGGUAAACGCCAACUGACUUCCUUGUGUAAACUGCACUGUGUUGUAUGCAAGAGGGACCACAUCCGUUUUCGUUGUGUUAUUUGUGAUGGCAAAAUAGGUGUCUGCAAGAAGCUAAACUUCCUGGGAAGGCAAGCGGUGUCAAAGCCAAAUGACUGUCUUGGACUUUGUGUGUGUCCUCGUGGUUUAGACCGAACCCAGCGGGAGUCGUGUGCCUGUGAGGAAACUGGCUGCCACUCGGCGCCAGAUCUUAUGGGCACGCCGCGUGCUCAUCGCUUGCCGUGUGUUCAGCCAUGUUCUUGGAGAUGGGUUGACUAUUCUUGUUUUAUAUUUGUUUUUUAAAUAAUGUAUAUGCUUUAUGUUUGGAAAUAAAAAAAAGUAAUCUCUAUUUUGGACUAUGAAGCAGCAUGUGGCUUGCAAGUUCUUUUUCUAAAGCAAGAGUUUCCAUCUGAAGAGGUGACAGGGAGGAAGAUGCCCUGGGCUCCUGGCUGAUGACUUCCGGGUAGGAUCAGUGCCGCGUUGAGGCAGAGGUAGAACUUGGGGUGAUAGCAACACUCAGCUCCAGCUAGAGCACCGAAGGUCCCAGGAACAUCCUGUGAAACAGCGUCCUAGUCGCAGAAAGGCUGGAAAAUUCUGACAUCCGCUCUCCACAGGGGACAGAGCCCUGAGUGUGUGCAAGGUCUAGCAAGGGACGAGGAGGUCACGGAAGCCACUCGGCCAUGGGCUGAAGCCCCGUGUGCCAGUGUGGUUAGGAGGCACUCAAGCGUGGGGAGAGGAAGACGAGGCAGACAUGAGGGGGCAGUGCCCUCAGGUUCACAGGAAGAUCUAAGACCUGAGAAAGAGAGAAUCCAUCCGCUGGUUCACUCCUCAGCUGACCGCAACACAGGCUGGACCCAGGCAGAAGCCAGGACUCUAGAACUCAGUCCAGUGCACCCACAUGGGGGACGGGGACCCAAGCCCUGAGUCAUCACUGUCACCUCCCGGAGUCCACAGUAGCAG
Messenger RNA from Ochotona curzoniae (black-lipped pika), 6956 nucleotides. It is a transcript of the gene SYNE3, whose product is annotated as spectrin repeat containing nuclear envelope family member 3. The transcript has 18 exons. Gene Ontology annotation, biological process: nuclear migration. The record is from RefSeq and is a predicted model, not a curated record. Lineage: Eukaryota; Metazoa; Chordata; Mammalia; Lagomorpha; Ochotonidae. The coding region runs from base 92 to 3004 and encodes 970 amino acids. Gene Ontology annotation, molecular function: actin filament binding. Gene Ontology annotation, cellular component: meiotic nuclear membrane microtubule tethering complex; nuclear outer membrane; cytoplasm.